Molecule: messenger RNA, 537 nt
Organism: Tripterygium wilfordii
Lineage: Eukaryota; Viridiplantae; Streptophyta; Magnoliopsida; Celastrales; Celastraceae
Exons: 2
Coding region: 1-537 (178 amino acids)
Source: RefSeq, a predicted model, not a curated record
AUGCGAAGGGAGUUGUUCCAUUGUAUUCGAGCCGACAUAGAAGUGGUUGAACCCUAUUUUCAGUUGAAAUAUGAUUGCACUAGUAGGGCAGAUUUUUCAUCCAUCCAAAAAAUUACAACGGCCUUGCACAUACUUGCUUACGGAAAUCCCAUUGAUCGUGAGGAUGAAGCUCUUAGCAUUACAGAGAUGACGGCAACUGAGACAGUUUGUAUCUUUUGUCAGACAAUCAUUAACAUGUACUCUGAGCAAUACCUAAGAUCUCCCAAUGAGCGAGACCUGAUUCGAUUGCUAGAUAAGAAUAAAUCUCGUGGGUUUCCAGGGAUGAUCAGGUUCAUUCAGUGCCCAACACCAAACAUUUCGUACGAAGUAAAUGGAAGGAUGUACCAUAUUCCCUAUUAUUUAACCGAUUGCAUAUACCCUCACUAUGCCAUAUUGGUCCAAACACUCAAGCACCCGAAAAAUGAGAUGGAGAAACAUUUUGCAAAGAAACAGGAAACGACAAGAAAGGAUGUUGAAAGAGCUUUCGGUGUGUUGUAA